Pistacia vera is the source of this 906-nucleotide messenger RNA. RefSeq names its product 60S ribosomal protein L6, mitochondrial. Gene Ontology annotation, cellular component: ribosome. Gene Ontology annotation, biological process: translation. NCBI's taxonomy places the organism in Eukaryota, Viridiplantae, Streptophyta, Magnoliopsida, Sapindales, Anacardiaceae. Bases 305 to 613 code for a protein of 102 amino acids. Gene Ontology annotation, molecular function: rRNA binding; structural constituent of ribosome. The transcript has 2 exons. The record is from RefSeq and is a predicted model, not a curated record.
GAUCAAGCCAUAUCUCGUUGGGGCUGGGGCAAACGCUCAUCCCCAUCCAAAAAGUAGAAUAGAAUAAAACGGACUGAAUUAAAUCUUGUUUCUCUCCAGAACGAUAUAACUCCAGCAUCCAAACAACCGAUUAGAAGCUGAAAAAAGAGGCAGGCCUGCACUGACUAACAUUACAAUUUACAUGUUGCGACUCUCCGACUCUCAGUAGCCUCUCUGCUUCAGUCUCCCACUAUUUAUAUCAAACGACGGCGAAUCAACCGAUCACGCGCAACAAGAAGGAUUUAGGAGAUUGAGGUGACUUAUAAUGGAAGCCAAAUUUUUUCGCUUUCUAAAGAUUGUAGGUGUCGGGUACAAAGCCAGAGCUGAAUCAGAGGGUCGUCUCUUGUUUCUCAAAUUGGGGUACAGUCACGAGGUUGAAAUUACUGUUCCUCCAGCCGUCCGUGUUUUCUGCUUCAAAAAUAAUGUAAUUUGCUGCACUGGAAUUGACAAGCAAAGGGUGCACCAGUUUGCUGCUUCUGUUCGUAGUUGCAAGCCUCCUGAAGUUUACAAAGGCAAGGGUAUAAAGUACACUGAUGAAGUUAUCAAGAAGAAACAAGGAAAGAAGUCAAAAUGAUUGUGGAGAUGCCUGGUUCUGAUUCGAUAAAUGUUUUUGCAUCUUUAUGCAGCUUCGUCAGCAAUGCCAUAGUCUGUAAAACUAAAUUGAUUCUCUUCUUAAAUUAGAGCAUUUUGGAACUUCUACGGAUUUUGAUAACGUCAAGAGCUUUGCAAUAUGUGAAAGCAUCAAUAAAUCAGCCAGGAGCUUUGCAUCUUCCCAAGGUUUUAUUGUUAGUGUUAAUUUGGUGUAACUUCUCAGCCGAAAAUUUCUUUGCACGAAUUUGAAGCAGGUUUAAUGUUUUUAUUUAUCAA